AUGGCCGCGCUUUCGGACCUGCCGGACUCGGUGCUGUUGGAGAUCUUCUCUUACCUCCCGGUGCGGGACCGGGUUCGCCUCUCCAGGGUCUGUCACCGUUGGAGGAGGCUGGUGGACGACCGGUGGCUGUGGCGACACGUCGACCUGACCGUCUACCGGAUGCGGCCUAAAGUCAUGUGGCACCUCCUUCGCCGGUACAUGGCAUCCAGACUCCAUUCCCUGCGGCUGUGUGGCUACCUGUCCGCAGGCUCCCAGGCUCCCCAGCUGUCCCCAGCCCUGAUGAGGGCCCUGGGCCAGAAGUGCCCCAACCUCCAGCAUCUCUGCCUGCACAGUGCUGACCUGAGCAUGUUGCCGAUCACCAGCCUGCCUUGCACCCUGAGGACCCUGGAGCUGCACAGCUGUGAGAUUUCCAUGGCCUGGCUCCUCAAGGGGCAGGACCACACUGUGCUGCCCCUGCUCGAGUGCCUCGUGCUGGACCGCGUCCCUGCCUUUCGGGACGAGCACCUGCAGGGCCUGACGUGCUUCGGCGCCUUGCGCUCACUAGUGCUGGGUGGCACAUACCGGGUGACUGAGGCCGGGAUGGAUGCAAGCCUGCAGGAGCUGAGCUACCUGCAGAGGCUGGAGGUGCUGGGCUGUGUCCUCUCGGCCGACAACACCCUCCUGGCCAUCAGCCGCCACCUCCGGGAUGUGCGGAAGAUCCGGCUCACCAUCAUGGGCCUGUCAGCCAUCGGCCUGUCUGCCCUGGAGGGAAUGCCGGCGCUGGAGAGCCUGUGCCUGCAGGCCCCGCACGGCACCCUGGAAAAGCUCUCCCUGGCUGAAAUAAUCUCCUCCUGCAGCUCCAUGCCCAAGCUCAGGGUCCUCGAGCUGCAGGGGCUGGAGUGGGAGGGUCCCGAGGUGGAGAGGAUCCUGUGUGAGGGGCUGCCCCACUGUCUGGUCAUCAUCAGGGCCUGUCCCAAGGAGUCUACGGACUGGUGGCUGUGA
Pipistrellus nathusii (Nathusius's pipistrelle) is the source of this 981-nucleotide messenger RNA. The record is from the annotation of a GenBank genome assembly. NCBI's taxonomy places the organism in Eukaryota, Metazoa, Chordata, Mammalia, Chiroptera, Vespertilionidae.